AUGCAGAGAAUACAUCCUGAAGAGGAGGAGGACACUCUUCAAAAGUGGGUGGACAACAUGUCACAACAGCUGAUCUACGAGAGCUUCACCCGUUACCUGGUGGAACACAAAGGCUAUGACAAGGAGCUGCUGGACCUCACGCCUGCCACCUGGGACUUCUGCUUCAAAGGCCUGGUGGUGGAUCUGGAAGAGGGAAUCCUGGUGAAAUUGGCCGAAGAUGGAACUGUUCUAAGAGCGACUCGCGGGACCAAAGACCUGACCCCUGAGGACCUGCUGAGACUCUACGGUCCCGCACCGGAGUGGAAGCACUUCCAGAGCCUCAACUCCUCCUUCACCAGAUCCGCUAAAUAUUAUUUCUACGACAACUACUUCGACCUGCCCGGAGCGCUUCUUUGUGGGAGAGUUUUCGACAUGUUUCAAAAGCAAGGGAGAGAGGUGACCGCAGACUUUUGGAAGGACAUGGUGGCGGCCAUCGACCACAACUACAACACGUCUGCGUUUAAAGGUAAGGAUCCUUCUGCUGUUAUCAUUGUUUGGAUACUUUCAUGGUUUUUGAGCACGGAAUAG
This is a messenger RNA of Knipowitschia caucasica, 567 nucleotides long. The record is from the annotation of a GenBank genome assembly. NCBI's taxonomy places the organism in Eukaryota, Metazoa, Chordata, Actinopteri, Gobiiformes, Gobiidae.